AUGGAGAAAACCAACCUGCCCCGCCCGCUGGACGAAAACCUGCCUGAAGUCGUCCCCGACUCGUCGCCGGAGGUCAUCCCGAAAAACGCCACAGCCUUCUAUGAGAAUCACCUCGGCGAUCGGUACCCCAAAUACCCAGUCAUCGCCGACGAUACCCCCAAGUAUGUCGGUGGGUAUGAAGCUUCUGCGACCGCUGACCCCGUCAGCCCGUAUCCAGACUCUCCCGCGCCCAGCCAUGGAUACGAACAAGCCCAGGCAGCUGGCUACCCCCUCCCCCCGGCAGAGAAGAAGAUACUGGGUCUGAAGAAAAGGACCUUCUGGAUCGUCGCCAUAACAGUUCUGAUCAUCCUCGCCGCCGCGCUCGGCGGUGGGCUAGGCGGCGGUGGACUAAAGUGCUUCGAUCCCGACCGCAAGCCCGAGCCCAACUGCGACAACUGGGUCAUCAUCGCGUACCUCAACCUCGAGCUCGGCAAGUCCGACGGUAACCUUCCUCAACGAGACCACGCCCGAGGACAGCUUCGCCUUCCAGGCAUGGUCGGAAAAAGACUUUCAAGGCAAGGCUUCUCCCGUCUUGCGUGA
Molecule: messenger RNA, 579 nt
Organism: Scedosporium apiospermum
Lineage: Eukaryota; Fungi; Ascomycota; Sordariomycetes; Microascales; Microascaceae
Exons: 2
Coding region: 1-579 (192 amino acids)
Source: RefSeq, a predicted model, not a curated record